This is a messenger RNA of Dinoponera quadriceps, 6304 nucleotides long. RefSeq names its product nuclear hormone receptor FTZ-F1 (gene ftz-f1). Gene Ontology annotation, biological process: regulation of transcription by RNA polymerase II; tissue development; hormone-mediated signaling pathway. NCBI's taxonomy places the organism in Eukaryota, Metazoa, Arthropoda, Insecta, Hymenoptera, Formicidae. The record is from RefSeq and is a predicted model, not a curated record. Gene Ontology annotation, molecular function: zinc ion binding; RNA polymerase II cis-regulatory region sequence-specific DNA binding; nuclear receptor activity. Gene Ontology annotation, cellular component: RNA polymerase II transcription regulator complex.
AGGUAAGGACAGGGUCUGCGAGCGAGACGGCGAUAUACGCGGCGGUGGAGCGCGAGAGCAGGACAAGGUAAAGCGAGAGGAAGGAGAGGAGGAGGAGGAGGUAACACGGAACGGAGGGCGGGAGAGGGAGCGAAACGGGCGGGCAGAGAUAGAGAGAGGUGUAUACAACGAGAGGGAGCGAGUUGCGCGCGGCUGCGUCAUGUUCUCAACGAACUGGGUCAGUAGGUCUCCCCACCGCGCUCUGCGUCGCACAUCUACCGGCACGUAUACACACAGGCGGGCGCUAGUGCACCGUCGGGGAGUGCCAACGGCGUUACUGUUGACCCAGCCGAGGCGCUCGUACGUAGCCCGUGUGACGCUUCCACCAGCCGCCGCUGCGCUUCUUGCCCGCCGAUAUACACCCGCCGGCGUCUCUCUCCCGUGCACUUUGAAAGCAAGAGUCACUCUUGGCGCGCGCGCGAUCACUGCUUCUCUCUCUCUCUCUCUCUCUCUCUCUUACACACACACUCUUUCUGUAUCUCUCUCUCUCUCUCUCUCGUUCUCCGCCUUUCGCCCGCGCGCCUCGACUCCGGCAGAAGAAGCAGUGAGUCGAAAAGAAGAGAGAGAAAAAAAAGAAGAGGCUCGAGUCCUGGCCGAUACGUCGUCGUCGGGAGCGUCUUACGUCACUCUCGCAGGACCGGUCGCUUUCUCGUCGUUCGGCGUGACCGCCGCAUAUUUUGCCGAUCGCCCGAAAACUCCCUCGUCUUCUCUCCUUGCUCUCUAUCGUUUCAUUCGCAACGUCGGCGAGCAUUCUCGAGAUUCGUUCUCUCGCUCGCGCAUCGCCGAAGAUCCACCGGUGUUGUGUCAGGGUGGUGACAGCGGGUGCGUUUCCAAACGUGGUACGGUGGUAGACGCGAAUCGUCAACGUGUAACGUCCGACGGGCAGAGCGUGCGCGCGAGCGACGCGUCACAAGCCGACGACGCGCUCGUGUACGCGCUCGCGGACAAUAUUUCUCCGGCCGACAUAGACCUGGUUCCGUAAGUAGGUCAUCCCCCGCCACCUCGGUCGCGCAACCUCCUUCUCGCCGGCCCCUCCACCGGAGUACCUUCGACCGCGGCAAUACCGCCCGCUCUCGCUCCUGUCCCCUCCCCUCCCCCUCUUCACCGCAACCGCGUGCUACUCCCCCCCUUCCGCGGAGCGGACCUCUCAGGCGGGCACCUCCACUCCGCGUCGGGUACCUGGCCGCGCGCGGUGGCAUGCGCUGCUGAAUCACUUUCACUUAUGCCGUGCGCUGUGUUGGUUAUACUCCGCGCGCGCGUCUCGCUCACUCGCUGCCAUCGUCGGUGCCCUCUCUCUCUCUCUCUCUCUCCUCUUUCGCAUUCUCUCACUCACUCACUCUACCUUUUAUCUCUCUCUCUCUCUCUCGGCUCCAACGCAGCCCGCGUCGGUAAAGGGACACACGCGCGUUCUCUCCUCUAUACCUACCGAAACGCCGAAGGAGCUUGACAGUAGCGCGCGCCUCGGCACCAUUCUCCGCGCACAGUUUCGUUUAAUUUCCCGAGCACCGUCCUUGUCGUCGUCGUUAUCGUCGUAAAAACGUCACAGUGUGCGAUCGUGGCAGCGCGCGCGCGCGCGGCGAAAGUCGCCGCAUCGGAUUUCGGCAAGUGCGCCCGUGCUUCUCGGCGUGCGGCGCCGCGUAUUAUCGCCGCGACGGGAGUGCGCGCGACGGAAGAGGACAACAGAGCGUGUCGUGGUCUCGUCGUCGUCGAUCCGGCGUGCACCCGGACGUCGUCGGUUCGUGGCCCCGUCGUUGACAAACGUUGUUGCCGCGGCGAUACGUCACACGUAUGCCGUGUCCCGCGAAGGCGGUCUCUACCUACCUACCUACUCCAUGUGCCGUCGGUAGGGCAGCGGAGGGGAGGGGGCGGGCCCUUCGGGAAAGCAACGAGCCGAGAAGACAACUAGUCGUACGCAGAUAGGCGAGCUGUCAGGUCACGUGGCCCGGCUCCUUGUCGAUCGCAAGCGCGCAUCCACUCGCUUUGCUCUGCGCUUAGACCAGGCUCGCAGCUCGCUCUCACUGGUGGUGCGCGCGUUAUCUGGAUUGCAGUGCGGGGAAGAGUCUCGUCCGUCGUCCUCGUGUGUACUCUCUCACUCUCUCUCCCGAGUUGGCGACUCGUCCUUUUUUUUUUUUUUUUCUUGGACUCGUCUGUAGUACACAUCCCCUGCGUUAUCUGAUACGCGUCUUGCGAGUUCGAGGUUAUAGACAGACGACACUACGGGGGCUACGUCGUGAACGUGCGCGUGUGUGUGUGAGAGACGCGACGACGCGCGUGUUGUUGACAAUCGCCGUGCACGGGCCGCGCGUGUCCGUCCAUCUGUCCUGUCACUCGGUGCUACUCGCCGGUGAUAAUCGCGUAUUCCUCCGCCUCCGUUCUCGCGGACGAACGUGUUAACCAUACGCGCCACACCGCGUCCGCAUUGUGCUCGACGACGACAGCAGCAGCAGCGACGUUGGAUUGCAGUGUGAACGACAGGGAAAGGAGGUCUCAGAUCUUUCUCUCUCUCUCUUUCUUUCUCUUUCUCUCUCUCUCUCUCUCUCUUUCUCUUUAGAAGGGUACUUACUGCUCCGCGGUGUGUCGUACGAUUAUCGCCGUUUUGACAGCGGCGAGUGUCACUUUCGCUCGAACGUCGUCGGCCGCCACCGCGAUAUCGACGACUCUGAUCAUGCCUCGAACGUAGUCGCGGGUGUGCGCGCGACUUCCCAUUCGACGGGGCUCGUGUGGUAGCCCCCGCGUGUUCUGUCGGCAACGUGUACGCGCGCGUACGCGUUUUGGUGGGUGCGCGAUGGUUUUCCUCGACAAAUGUGUGCCAGAGAGCGUGACUGGUGAUCGAUAAUCUACGUGGAACCAAGAGAGUGUGUAUGUGUGUGCGUGCGUGCGUGUGUGGCCCCUCUCGUUACACGCUACUUUGUUCCUUCCUUCUCGGAUUGUGCCCUUGAUAUAUCGUCACCGUCGUCGUCGUCGUCGUCGACAUCAUCGUCGUCGUCGUCGUCGUCGCUUAGGUGUUCUGUCAUCGGCGUCGUUGUCAUCAUCGGUAAAAAAGCGACGGUCCGCAGGAUCGGAACGUCAACAACAGUGGGUCGGGCCGCGUUUCAUGGACGGUUUUAACAGCACGGUAACGCAGCCGACGUACCGUUGCUGCGUCCUCGUCGAUCGGCGAUCGGAACGGCCGAGAGCGAAGCGACGUGACAGCACGAACGAGCGUACACGGACGACAGGGGAAGAGAGAACGGUGCUCUCGUGCCGUCGUCCUCCUCGUCGUCGACGUCGUCGUCGUCACCAUCAUCAUCGUCAUCAUCAUCAUCAUCAUCAUCAUCAUCAUCAGCGGCCACAUCCGGCAGCGUAACAUAGUCGUUUCAUGCAUGCGCCGGUACGCGAGCACCACCACCACGUCCCUUCGUCGUGCGGUACUUGCGCAAGGGUGAUAUGUUAUUGGAGAUGGAGCAGCAUUCGGCCUUGAUGUCCCUGAACAUGUCGCCGUUCCACUUGAGCCCGCAAGGCAGCCCGCAGGCCGCCGGGCAACAGCCUCCUCCUCCUCCGCAGCAGCAGCAGCCACAACAGCAACAACAGCCGCAUUACGGCUCGUCACCUUACGGCAAUUGCGCGCAGAACUCGCCGUCGCCCAUGUGCCACUCGCAGCCCCAGUCGCAGCAGCAACAAAUGUCCGCGCACAAUCCGGCACAGUCGCAGGGCGGUAUCUCGGGUUUCGAGGCCGCCUUCUUCGACUCCACCACCUCCCUCGAGGAGCGAUGCCCGAUGUGCGGCGACAAAAUGUCCGGUUAUCAGUACGGGCUGCUCACGUGCGAAUCUUGCAAAGGUUUCUUCAAACGCAACAGUUCGCCGUGCAGCAGCAAGAGGGUUUACGCGUGCUUGUUUUCGCCCACGGGUGGCGGCGGCGGCGGUGGCGGCGGCGGCGGCGGCGGUGGUAGCAAUAGUAACAACGGCGGCAACGGCGGUAACGGUAUCUGCGGUGCGUCUUCGGCUCUCGAGAGCAACGCCUGCGGCAACAAGAAGGUGUACACGUGCUUGUUCUCGUCAACAGGAGCCGGAAGCAGCAACGGAGCCGGCGCGUCCACCGGUCUCGACGGCAACGGUGGCGGCGGUUACGCCGGCGGCAGCGGUGGUAGCGGCGGCGGGGCGAGCACUGCCGCCGGUGGCGGUGGACCCGGCGCGGCGGGCAAUGCCGCCGGUGGGCCCGGCGCGGGAAGCGGCAACGUCGCGGUACCGACCGCCGGCGCCGGUACCCUCUGCCAUCCUGGCUUGAGCCAGGUCGGUGUCGGCGUCGUGACCGGCUCGAUACCGUGCCCGUCCGACUUCCCCGACACGAAGGACAUCGUCAUCGAAGAGCUGUGUCCGGUGUGCGGGGACAAAGUGUCCGGCUAUCACUACGGACUGCUCACCUGCGAGUCCUGCAAGGGCUUCUUCAAGCGCACCGUCCAGAACAAGAAGGUGUACACGUGCGUCGCCGAGCGGUCCUGUCACAUCGACAAGACGCAGCGCAAGCGGUGUCCCUUCUGUCGCUUCCAGAAAUGCCUCGACGUCGGCAUGAAGCUCGAGGCUGUACGGGCGGACCGGAUGCGAGGCGGUAGGAACAAAUUCGGGCCCAUGUACAAGCGGGAUCGUGCGCGGAAGUUGCAACUGAUGCGGCAGCGGCAAAUGGCGCUGCAAACGAUACGCGGCAAUCUCGACCCGAGCUACUCGUCCACGGUGACGCCAUUAUUGCACAUCAAGCAGGAGAUCCAAAUACCUCAGGUCUCGAGUCUGACCUCCUCGCCGGAUUCGAGUCCGUCCCCCGCGGCCGUGGCCGCGGGACUGGUGACGACGCAGGCCGGUAACGGUGCCGGUCAACACCAGCUGAUCGCACCGUCCACCCAACCGAGCAUCGCCGGCGGCAGCGGUAGCGGCGGUGGCGGCAGCGGCGGCGGCGGCGGCGGAGGAGGUGGAGGAGGCGGCGGCGGCGGCGUGGACAACAAGUUGUGGGCCGCGAACUCCACCACCCCCGGUACAAAGGCCUUCAACUUCGGCGAGCAGUCCACGCAGCAGUCCCACGGCAGUGCCGCGAGCACCGCGGGCAUCAACCCUUCGAUCGCUCUGAAAACUAGUCCGAUGAUAAGAGACUUCGUGCAGGCGCUCGACGACCGCGAGUGGCAGACGUCCCUCUUCGCACUCCUGCAAAACCAAACGUACAAUCAGUGUGAAGUGGACUUGUUCGAAUUAAUGUGCAAAGUGCUCGACCAGAAUCUGUUCGCGCAGGUGGACUGGGCUAGGAAUUCGAUAUUCUUCAAGGAUCUCAAGGUUGACGAUCAAAUGAAGCUACUGCAACACUCUUGGUCGGAUAUGUUAGUACUGGACCACCUUCAUCACAGGUUACACAAUAACCUACCUGACGAGACGACACUUCACAAUGGCCAAAAGUUUGAUCUCCUUUGCCUCGGCCUACUUGGAGUUCCUAGUUUGGCGGAUCUUUUCAACGAUCUGUCUAAGAAACUUCAGGAACUAAAAUUCGACCUCUCCGAUUACGUUUGCAUGAAAUUCCUAAUGCUGCUGAAUCACGAGGUUCGUGGGCUAGUAAACAAGAAGCAUGUGCAAGAAGGGCACGAGCAAGUUCAACGGGCGCUUAUGGAUUACUCGAUACAUUGUUACCCAGCUCUACCGGAUAAAUUCAACAAGCUGCUAGCAGUAUUACCAGAAAUCCACGUGGUGGCAAGCAGGGGAGAGGACCAUCUCUAUCACAAACAUUGUAACGGAGGUGCACCUACGCAAACACUCCUCAUGGAGAUGCUUCACGCCAAGAGAAAAUGAAACGAUCGGUUUCUCCUGGUAACUUUUGCCAUCGAAUAGUACGAAACUACACACACACACACACACACGCAUACACACACAGACACACAUUAUAUACACGUAACAUGCAUACAUACAUAUAUAAUAUAUCGAAAGUCUUGUUAGCGCCCCUAAUCGGGAGACAGAGUGGACCUCAAAGUACCUAUUAAGAGCUAACGCUGCUAAGGUAUCGGACCAAGUAAAGGGGCAUUGGUUCAAUAAAUACCUAUGCAUACAAAUAAAGAGUAUAGACGUAUAUAUACUUUACAUAUAUUACAUAUAUAUGUAUUAUAUAAAGUGUAUCUAAAUAUAUAAACACAAUGACAUAUAUUUUCUAUAUUUGAUGUUGAAGUUUUAGAGAUGUAUCCGUGGAGAAACACCCCUGUUGGUGGGUACAAGCGCAGGGAAACAGUAAGCAAGAUGCCUUGAAAACAGUACAAAGGGU